This is a messenger RNA of Triplophysa dalaica, 1621 nucleotides long. RefSeq names its product E3 ubiquitin-protein ligase TRIM39. The record is from RefSeq and is a predicted model, not a curated record. Gene Ontology annotation, molecular function: protein binding. Bases 1 to 1239 code for a protein of 412 amino acids. Lineage: Eukaryota; Metazoa; Chordata; Actinopteri; Cypriniformes; Nemacheilidae. The transcript has 9 exons.
AUGCAGAGUCACUCCAUUGGUGCAGUGCGCUGGUCGCUACCUGAAGCAGACGUUCAGGUCCACAGUUCUGCUCCCAGCAGCCCCUUCAAAAACAUCAGUGUCACUACAGCCCGUUCACAGCAAAGGCAACAUCAGCAGGGCUUAAAGGACCUCCGUAGUUUGCAAGAGUGCAUUAGAUUCAUCAGCCAUUGGAAGAAACAGGUGGCACAAGUCUGCAAGGAUGAGAAUGAUGCUGGUGAAGGGUGCAGCAGAUGGGCAGAUGAGCAGACAGACCCCAAAACUGAGCGCAGUCUUGAAGAGAGCCGCAAGCUGAUUCUGCAAUGGGCCAAUGAACUUCAGAGUGUGGACAAGCUGUCUAAAGAUCACCUAUGGAUGAAGGAUAGGUUUGAUCAAGAAGAAAAGGAGGAAGCAAAGCUGGAUGUUGACCCACAUGAGACGGUGGAUAAGAGGAUCAUGGAGUGGGCCAAAGAGCUACAAAGUGUAUCCGAGAGCUGUGGAGUGCUGGGAGAUGAGCUGGCGCAGAUGCUUCGUCUUCUAGGACUGAGGAAGAAGAGACUGAUUUGCCUCAUGCCACUACUGGAAUUCAUCACUUGGAGCUUGUUGAAAGAAGAUAGCACGAGUAUUGUUCCUCACCUGUGGCUUUCAGCUAAACAGCGCACCUGGAAAGCUGGCAUGCCACGAUACAUCCCAAAUUCAGUUUGGAGCUGGAUUGUCAGCGCAGCAGCUGAUGUAACUCUUGAUCCCGCGACAAACCACCCCUGGUUGCAACUGUCUGAAGACCGAAAGAAGGUUCAGGAGGGUCUAAGCGAAGCUGAUGUGCCCUACAGCCCUCAGCGUUUUGACAGUUGGCCCUGCGCCCUAGGCUGGGAAGGCUACAUGAGUGGCCGCCAUUACUGGGAACUGGAAAUUGCAAACAACGGUUAUUGGAAAGUGGGGGUGACAACUGCUUCCUCGAAGAGACACGGUCGCUUUCCAGUGAAUUCAUCUAAUGGUUAUUGGGCCCUGUGGCGUAGCACGAGACAGUUCUUUGCCUGCACCAAUCCCGAAACGCUCCUGCCGGUUACUCUAGUCCCCCGGAAGUUAGGGAUCUACAUUGAUUAUGAGGAGGGACAGAUUUCUUUUUACAAUGCAGAGAGCAAGUCUCACAUCUACACCUUCACAGGACACUUUAAUGACAAGCUGUACCCUUUCUUUGCCCCGUUGGAUGGUAGGACCCUCAUAACUAUUUGGUCUCCUUAAGAACACAGCAAUCAAGCCAGUCAGGUUACAUUCUGAAAAUCUGUUUCUGAAAUAAAAAUAUUCUGUUUAAACAACUACAAAUGAAUCAAAAUAAGGACUGAGUUGGUCAGGAAUCUAUUAUUUAUGACAAUGUUCACAUUUUAAAACAAAACUCCAAAAACAAAACGAUUUCACUCCACGGUGGGCUGGACCCACUAAAUGAGAGCUACUGAAACUACCCAUCUCAGCACAUACUAAUGUUUAUAUUUGAUGUUUGUAAAUACAACAUUUACAUAAUUGUUACACCUACAUAUAUCUAGCCAUUUAUACAUCUUGUAUUGUUUUAAAGCCUUCUCGCUAGUCCACCUGUUGUUUAAGUGACAAUAUGUGUGUGUGCUACAAU